Molecule: messenger RNA, 3510 nt
Organism: Linum trigynum
Lineage: Eukaryota; Viridiplantae; Streptophyta; Magnoliopsida; Malpighiales; Linaceae
Source: the annotation of a GenBank genome assembly
CGAAAUUUUAUAUUUUAAUUUCUGAAAAGUAACGGGUGUUAAAUGGUCUCCGACCAAUGAAAGAAGAAGAAAAAAAGAAUGAAAAAAACUUGUUCUCAUAAAAUACUAGUGUCUGUAUUAAUUUCUUUUUUAGGUAAAAGAUAUUUGUGUUGGUAGUAAAGCUCUGAGUUGGGACUUUGAGGAAGGCUCGGAUAGUUUUGCCGUCUUUAUGGUUCUAUCUUCUGAAAUUUGGGAGAAAACUCUCAUGCAGAAGCAGAAGCAGAAGCAGAAGCAGAAGCAGAAGCGAAUGAGAAUAUGAGAUGAUGCAGAAGUGUGCAUCGACAUUUAUAAAGUAUGGCCUUUUCAAGUUACCCUCCUCAGACCCUAUCAGUUCCUCUCCACCGGCAGCUCCACAGGUAUUAUCACUCAAGAAGCUACGAUUCCGUCAAUCAAGUUUUGGGCAGUGGUUUCCCUCCCAAACCCUUAAAGCCCGCCCUUUUCUUGGUGCUUAAACCCCCUCAAUCAUCACUCGACACCCUCACUUCGCUCCCUGCCCAGAAACCCACGAAUUCGGGUUUGCUCCAACUUUGUCUUCAUGGGAACCUCGCACCAGCUCUGGAAUACCUCGACUCGAUGCGGCUACUGAAAGCUCCGAUUGAGGAGGAGAGUUUUAUUGCCCUGGUGAGACUCUGCGAGUUCCGGAGAGGACGCAAGGAAGGUCGUUAUGUGUACCAACUUGUGUUGGAAUCCUUGCUGUCCCCUUUGAGUCUUAGGCUUGGAAAUGCGUUGCUGAGUAUGUUUGUGAGGUUCGGCGAUGUAGGUAGUGCUUGGAAUGUUUUUGGGAGAAUGGGCGAGAGGAAUUUGUUUUCCUGGAAUGUUCUUGUUGGCGGGUAUGCUAAAGGUGGCUUCUUUGAUGAUGCUCUCUGUUUGUACCAUAGAAUGUUGUGGAUUGGCAUUAGGCCUGAUGUCUACACUUUCCCUUGUAUAUUGAGGAGCUGCGGUGGUGCUCAGGAUAUUGUGAGAGCAAGAGAGCUCCAUGCUCAUGUUAUUAGAUUUGGUUUCGAAUCGGAGGUUGAUGUGGUGAAUGCUUUGAUUACCAUGUAUGUUAAGUGUGGAGAAGUGACGAUGGCAGGCAAAUUAUUCGAUACAAUGUUCAUCAGGGAUACAAUUUCUUGGAAUGCAAUGAUUUCCGGGUUUUUCGAGAAUGGGGACUGUCUUAGAGGGCUAAAGUUAUUCUUCAAAAUGCGAGAGCUUUCCAUCAAUCCAGAUUUGAUGACUAUGACGAGUGUGAUCUCAGCGUGUGGCCUUCUUGGUGAUAAUAGAUUGGGGAGGGAAAUUCAUGGAUAUGUGAUGAGAACUGAGCUUGCCAAUGAUGUUUCAGUGUCUAAUUCCUUGAUUGAAUUGUACUCCAGUGUUGGCCAAUGGAAAGAAGCCGAAAAAUUGUUCUCAGGAAUGGAAUCCAGAGAUAUAGUGUCAUGGACGGCUUUGAUUUCGUGUUAUGAGGAUAACUCACUGCCUGAGAAAGCUUUGGAAACUUACUUGAACAUGGAGGUUGUGAAAGGAAUUGUAGCUGAUGAGAUAACAAUAGCCAGUGUGUUAUCUGCUUGUGCUAGUCUACGGAAUUUGGAUAUAGGUGUAAAGCUUCAUAAGCUUGCCACUAGGACUGGACUUGCCUCAUACACUAUCGUGGCGAACUCGCUCAUUGACAUGUACUCUAAGUGUAAUUCCAUUGACAAGGCUUUGGACGUGUUCCAUCAAAUUCCAGAAAAGAAUGUGGUAUCCUGGACUUCAAUCAUUGAUGGCCUUCGAAUCAACAAUCAGUGCAUUGAGGCUUUAUCAUUCUUUUGGCAAAUGAUUAGAACCACGAAACCGAAUUCAGUUACUUUAGUUUCUGCUUUGGGUGCGUGUGCUAGAAUCGGUGCAUUGAUGUGUGGAAAAGAGAUUCAUGCUCAUGUAUUGAAGGCCGGAACUGGCUUCGACGGUUUCCUACCGAAUGCGAUUCUUGAUAUGUAUGUAAGGUGUGGUAGGAUGAGACCUGCACUGCAUCAGUUUAACUUGAACAAGACAGAUGUGGGGGCUUGGAAUAUUUUGUUGAGAGGGUAUGCCCGGAGGGGACAAGGAGCAUGGGCUAUGGAGUUAUACCGGAGAAUGUUGAAUUCUCACAUAGUUCCUGAUGACAUAACAUUUGUUUCUCUUUUAUGCGCAUGUAGUAGAUCUGGGAUGGUCACUGCAGGUUUGGAGCUAUUCAACAGUAUCAAGACUAGACGUUCUGGCAAUCCAAAUCUGAAACAUUAUGCCUGCAUUGUUGAUCUGCUUGGACGGGCUGGGGAGUUGGAGAAAGCAUACGAGUUUAUUAUGAACAUGCCAAUACAACCAGAUCAGGCAGUUUGGGGAGCCUUAUUGAAUGCAUGUAGACUUCACCGGCAUGUCCAGCUCGGAGAACUGGCAGCUCAUAAUAUUUUCAAUCUGGGGGCGGGAAGCAUUGGUUACUAUGUUCUGUUGUGUAAUCUUUAUUCAGACAGUGGUAAAUGGGAUCAAGUUAUCAAAGUAAGAGAAAAGAUGAAAGAAGCAGGGCUAGUUCUUGAUCCUGGUUGCAGUUGGGUGGAAGCAAAAGGCAAAGUUCACGCUUUUCUGACUGGUGAUAAUUGCCAUCAUCCUCAAGCAAAAGAUAUAAAUGUAGUAUUGGAGGGAUUUUAUGAGAAAAUGAAGGAAGCUGGGCGUGAUGGUCAAGAUUUCGGUUGUAUAGAUGAUGAAGCAGACAGAUCAAAAGCCGAAAUGUUUUGUGGGCACAGUGAGAGACAAGCGAUUGCAUUUGGACUAAUUAAUACUGCUCCUGGGUUGCCUAUAUGGGUUACCAAGAAUCUCUACAUGUGCCGAAGCUGUCAUAGUUUAGUCAAAUUCAUCUCCAAGGUAGUCCGUCGGGAAAUUUCUGUCAGGGAUACAGAGGAGUUCCACCAUUUCAAGGAUGGCGAGUGUUCUUGUGGAGAUGAAAGUUACUGGGAAGAAAUUAAUAACAAAAGAUAGUGAAUAAGAGCCAAGUACCCUCCUGUUUCAGCACUGAAAGUGGUACUGGCAAUUGGCAAAAGAAGUUGGGUUUAGAGUAGCAAAAGCUGUCUUCUUCAGUGUACAGUUUACUGGACCUUGUAAUAUGUUUGUGCGUUAUUUAUAACCUGGCCUCUACGCAAGGAACAUGAGCAAGAUGAUAUUUUUGUGCUUUAUUUGUGGAGAUGAUAUGUGGCUCCCACUGCCACCUCAAUAGCUUGGGAAGCAUAAUAUGUGGUGCGGGAAGUUGCAGCCCUCGUGGAUUGAUAGCUUCUUGCCAAGGUACCCUUUCGGUUCUCAGAAUAGUGUAGUCAUCUAUACCAAUGAAGCAUGCAUGCCUCAUUGAGGGUAUUGAUUUGCAAAGAUUCUUGUACAGUUGUAAGGUAAGAGCGUAAGGUACAACGUUCUUCUAUCUAGUAAUGGCUGUAAGAAUGUCUAUUGCGAUGCAGUAAGAAAAAUGGUUUAACAAAAUACAGUACUUGAGACUUU